CUGCGACAUCGAUCAAUGGAAGUGCCAACUUUGUCACAGUUCAAGCUACUCCUAAAAAGAGAUCAUGUCUUUCGAGAUUACUUCAACACGUUUUUGAGCUUACCUAUAUUUCCCAGGAGGGUAAAGUAUGUUGUGGAAACAGAGUCGUUUGAGAUUGAUCCAACGCCUCGGUCCCAGCACAUUUCUGACAGAGAAGAGGUGAUGUCAUGGUUGCACACUCACCGGCUUCCUCUGUUCUGGAACUGCCAUCUUCUCUAUGAGUAUGCCCUCUGUCUGGAGCUCUCAAAAAGCAGUGAUAAUGGUGAAAGUUGUCGUGGCGUGUGUGGAGUGAAAGAGAUGGGACAGUUCCGCUAUUUCCUCCGCGGGACUGAAGGAGAGAGGAGCUGCCAGUUCUGGAUGGACGUCCAAUUACUGCUACAGAAGCUGCACACUGGGCAGGUCCAGGAGACUCAUAUGGCUCGGUUCAUUGGUCACGUUCGGAGACAUUACAUCAGCGACGGGGCCCCUUUUGGUCUUAGUCCAGACAUCAAGAACAAACUGAAAAAGGAGUUCUGCUACCUGCAUCGCCACACCUCAGGAAAUCAUCUUCACAGCAGUCACUCCAGACAAGUGCAAAUCCUCGUGGAGGCCCAAAAGCAGGCAAUUGUCAACCUCAGAGUCUACUGGUACAAGAUGUAUGAGGAUAUUGCAAGAAGCAGCAAGUAUUCAUUCUCUAAAGUUGAGGCAAAAGAGAUGGCUGAAGAAGAAAGAUUAAGUUAUUCUCCAAGUCUUCCUGUCAUUGCUAGUGACAGGAGAAAGUCAGAGUUCUGUCAGCAGUUUGAAAAAUCCACCGUGAAGCUUCCUCAAAUUAACAAAAGAGAGAGAAAGAAGCAUCACUUGUCCACUGAAAGAAUGCGCAGGGUAGCUACAAAGCCACUGUUCACUCCCAGCACCACUACUCUCUUCCCUCUCUCCCACCUCCACCUCAACCUCUCACCACCACUGACGACCCGUGAUAUUCAACAUCUCGCUCCCUUCCUGACUGGUUCACUGAGAGCUGAUUUCCUUGCCGGCAGCCCUCUUCUUUCACACAUAUCCAGCCACCACAAGGACUCGAGAUCUGCCAACUAUUUGCUGUUCUGGUGGUCAGCCGAGGUGCUCUUCACUAUGGACGAGAUCAGAAGGUGGAGAAAGCCAGUUAAGAACCAGCUAAACCGCUGGGGUAGCUCCUACUCCAACGGGUUAAUCCCGACAGCUACAGAUCCCAAUGAGCUUGUCCAGCUCUUUCUGAGAAAGCGGUCUCCCUAUUCGAUUGAGUUGCCACCUCAGACAAGAGAGGCUCUGGUUCAGUUGCUGCCCAGAGGCCUGGGGCAGAGUCUCCUGCUGUCAGUUCAGGAGUAUGCUGCUCGGCAACUGCUGCAGCCAUGGAAGCAGUUUCUUGCUCACGAUGACAAGGUCUUUAUGAAACACUGUACUGCACUGAAGCUGAUGGGCGGCAAGAAGAGAAAGACCCUGCAAUCCCCAGAUAUUGUUGGAAGUGUGUAUGGAGAUGGGUGUCAAUUGGAAGAUAUGUGGGAGGCUCUGAGGCUGGUUGAGAUUGCCUGGUGUCCAGCCACCGCUUGCCUUCCCUCCCGCACAAAACCAACAAACGCAACCCUCUCCCGUGAGACCAGCGAUGAGAGAAACAGUUUCAAGAACAGCAGCUCCAUUUUUGUGAGGCUGACAGACCUGAUCGGGAUUCCGCUGGAUCAUCCGCUCACCACUGUUUCUGACACAAUGAAGAGGAGCUUCAAGCGAUCUGUGAACACCGUUCUCUCGGUCACCACGCCUCAACACUGCAGCAAACCUUGCGGCAACCAGCAGAUGACUAAGAAGAAAUUUAUACCUGGGAGUCUGAAGGAGAUUGUGAAGGAUUGCGAGCAGCUGAGAGUGUUUCGGGAGUUUCUGGCUGCGCAGGGGCACGGCGGUGAGGUCCAGCUGCUGUUCUGGCUGGCCGUGGAAGACCUCAGAGAAACCUCCACCAACUCUAGAGCCUGUCCAAGGAAAAUGGAGAGAAUCGUCAAAUAUUUCCUCAAGAGCAGCAACACAAAGAAAGUUCUGCAGUGUCCAGAUUCAUUGGUUGACGCAGAGUUUGGCCCCGGCCUUACUGGGCUACUGGCCUUCCAGUCGGUGGUGGGGGAGAUGAUAGAGAGACGCUGGUUUGGCCGCUACAUUGCUUCGCUCACCGUCGAAGAGAGUCACAGUAAAGAGGAGGAGUGUGGGGACCCAGAGCAGUCUCAGAGCAGGAAGACACCCGUCUGCAUCGAGCACACGAGGGAUUUGUGGAGGACGUUUGCCCACGGAGUCAUCAGUUUCAGACGAGGCCUCAUGGACCUGGAGACUGCAGAAGACUUCAAGAGCUACCUGAGAGAGGAGGUGGUGAGGGGGAGCAGUGGGAGCCACAAGAAGAUGGUUGGGACAAAGGUGGUGUAUGUAACGAAGCUGCUGAAUGACCUGUCAUUCUGGGCCGAGGUGGAGCGCUACAAGGACGUCGCAGACGUCGUGAGAGCCGCCAAAAGGGGGCGGAGCCACACACAAGAAGACAACAUCAUGAUCUACAAGAAGGCCCACGCCAUCAUCAACUGCUUCAUUGACUCUGCCGUCAUACCGAGAGUACAGGUCAACAUUCCCAAUGAGCUGGUGCAGUACAUCCUGGACUGUGCCUCACAGGGACAAAUCUCUCGCGGCCUCUUCCACGAGGCAGCUCUCAGCAUCUUCUCCACACUCAUAGUCUACUGGAGAAAGUAUCUGGCUAUUCGUGACACACGCAAAAAGGCAGAGGGCGGGGCUCCCUGCUCUCAACCACACCCACUGUCUCCGCCCAACUACCACACCCAGCAACUACCCGGACUGCAGAAGGUGGCUGCCACCUUUGACCUCUACCCUUCGGAGAAUCACCCCAUUUUUAUUGAUGUAGGUCCAACUCUGGCCUUCUCUCUGACUGAUGGUCUGCACUGGGUUCAGCCUUCCCACCUCCGCCAGCAGUUUGACCUGGCCCCCACCUUCCUCCCUCGGAAACUCCUCCCCUUCCUCCGCCCACCUCCGACCCAG
Molecule: messenger RNA, 3069 nt
Organism: Geodia barretti
Lineage: Eukaryota; Metazoa; Porifera; Demospongiae; Tetractinellida; Geodiidae
Source: the annotation of a GenBank genome assembly